Molecule: messenger RNA, 1326 nt
Organism: Aspergillus melleus
Lineage: Eukaryota; Fungi; Ascomycota; Eurotiomycetes; Eurotiales; Aspergillaceae
Product: CaiB/BaiF CoA transferase family protein
Exons: 6
Coding region: 1-1326 (441 amino acids)
Molecular function (GO): catalytic activity
Source: RefSeq, a predicted model, not a curated record
AUGCAUGGCCUUUUGAAGUUGCACCGCGCCGUCGUCGCUCGUCCGUCGGCUCUCCACGUUGUCCGUCGCACGCCGCAAUGGCGCUCCUACUCCACGCCGUCGAAUGACACCCUCCCCUUAUCGGGUGUCCGAGUUCUGGAUAUGACGAGAGUAUUGGCUGGUCCAUACUGUACUCAGAUUCUCGGAGACCUGGGAGCAGAUGUAAUCAAAGUGGAACAUCCCACUCGCGGUGACGAUACUCGCGCCUGGGGUCCGCCCUAUGCAAAGUACGAGGACGGGUCGGAGGGUCCUGGAGAGAGUGCUUAUUAUCUUGCGGUCAACCGCAACAAGAAAUCCAUCGGCCUCUCCUUUGCGCACAAGUCCGGAGUCGAGAUUCUACACCGGCUGGUGAAAGAAUGCGACGUGCUGGUUGAAAACUACCUGCCCGGGGGACUCAAGAAAUACAAUAUGGACUACGAGACGCUUCGGGAAAUCAACCCCAAGCUUAUAUAUGCCAGUAUCACCGGCUACGGACAGACGGGUCCGUACAGCAACCGCGCCGGUUACGACGUCAUGGUGGAAGCUGAGAUGGGUCUGAUGCACAUCACCGGCGCCCGAGACGGCGACCCAGUCAAGGUGGGUGUCGCAGUCACGGAUUUGACGACGGGACUGUAUACAUCCAAUGCGAUCAUGGCGGCCUUGUUGGCCCGAGUCAGGACUGGAAAGGGACAGCACAUUGAUGCUUGUUUGAGCGACUGUCAGGUUGCAACCUUGGCGAAUAUCGCCAGUUCCGCUCUGAUCAGCGGGCAGAAGGAUUCAGGGAGGUGGGGGACCGCGCAUCCAUCCAUCGUCCCCUAUCGAAGCUACCAAACCCGCGAUGGAGACAUCCUCUUCGGAGGAGGAAAUGAUAAGCUCUUUGGGGUGCUGUGCGAUCGUCUUGGAUUUCCCGAGUGGAAGACCGACCCUCGCUUCAUCACCAACAGCGACCGAGUCAAACAUCGAAAAGAAAUUGACGGCCUCAUCGAGGAGAGGGCCAAGCAGAAGACUACUCAGGAGUGGUUGGAGAUUCUGGAAGGCAGCGGGAUGCCCUAUGCCGCGGUCAACGAUAUCCAAGGAACAUUGAACCAUUCUCAUGUCCAAGCUCGGGGAAUGGUUACUGAAGUGGAUCACCCGGCGUGCGGUCCCAUUAAGUUGGUGAACACGCCUAUCAAAUAUUCCCAUGCGACACCUGGCAUCCGAACACCACCCCCAACCCUAGGACAGCAUACGGAUGAGGUUCUCGGAGAGUUACUUCAGUAUGAAGCAGAGGAGAUUGCCCAAUUGAAGCAGGAGGGGGUGCUGUCGUAG